Penicillium cosmopolitanum is the source of this 3510-nucleotide messenger RNA. RefSeq lists its product as uncharacterized. Lineage: Eukaryota; Fungi; Ascomycota; Eurotiomycetes; Eurotiales; Aspergillaceae. The transcript has 15 exons. The coding region runs from base 1 to 3510 and encodes 1169 amino acids. Gene Ontology annotation, molecular function: flavin adenine dinucleotide binding; oxidoreductase activity, acting on the CH-CH group of donors; acyltransferase activity. The record is from RefSeq and is a predicted model, not a curated record.
AUGAUUCCAGUUAUCAUCGGCGUUGCCGACAUCAAAAACCGAUCGGCCAAGCCUGAGGAUGCGAAAGAACCGGCGACUUUAAUGCUGGAAUCUAUCAAUGCAGCCAUCAACGAUGCAACAACCUCAUCAACGACUGAAGCAAAGCUACGGUCCAGUAUCGACAGUAUCGACGUCGUGAAGACCUGGACAUGGCCAUAUUCAGAUUUACCUGCACUUCUAGGAGAGAAGCUGGGCGUGCAGCCAAGACACAAAAGCUACACUGACCACGGUGGAAAUCAACCGGCGAAGCUUUUGGACGAUGCUGCGAGGCGUAUCGCGACUGGAGAGAGCCACGUCGCUGUGAUAACGGGUGCUGAAGCUCUUGCGUCUUUGGCUGGCUGUGUCAAGGAAGGUAAAAUGCCACCUCCUGGAUGGACUACAGGGCCAGAAACCGAGUCAGUGACGGAUGUCUUUACUCCAACUGGACGGGAACUCACGAAGAAUCUCGGAGGCAUUCACUCAAUGGGAGCUCCAAUUCACAUUUAUCCACUGUACGAAAAUGGAUUCCGAGCCCAUCGUGAUCAAUCAAUAGAAAAAAACCAUGAAGAGUCCGCCAUCCUUUACGGUAAUUUCAGCGAGGUCGCGGCGUCGAAUCAGUAUGCGUGGAACUAUGGCCUGAAACCUGAAACGGCGAAUUCAAUUGGGACGAUUUCCAAGAAAAAUCGAAUGAUUUGCUUUCCAUAUCCCCUCUUGAUGAACGCAUUCAAUACGGUCAAUUUGGGUGCGGCUUGUAUUGUUACUUCAACCGACUUUGCGAAGCAACUUGACAUCCCAGAAGAUAAAUGGAUAUACCCUCUUGGUGGUGCUGGAUUUAGAGAACGCGACCUGUUCUGGGAGCGACCAAACUUCUUCGAAAGCUCUGCCAUCUCCCAGUCGCUUGACAAAUGUCUGGAGCUCACUUCGCUGAAAACAGCAGACAUUGAUAUCUACGACCUGUAUUCGUGUUUCCCCAUCGUUCCAAAACUUGCAUGCCACCAUCUUGGACUUUCAAUUACUAAACCGGAAAAACCGAUCACUGUUCUCGGUGGUUUGACCUCAUUCGGUGGUGCUGGAAAUAAUUAUUCCAUGCAUGCCAUCACCGAAAUGGCUCGCCAACUUCGCGGAGGCUCUGCUCGCAACGGCCUUGUUUUAGCCAACGGCGGUUUCUUGUCAUAUCAGCAUGUGAUUUGUAUCUCGAACAGGCCGCGAAGAGAUGGAAGUCAAUAUCCAGACAGCAGUAUUUUCAAUACUACGAUCCCCGAUCCCAUCCCGCCUAUAGAUGCCGAAGCAGAAGGGAAGUCCCAGAUAGAGACAUAUACGGUUGAAUUCGGCCGCGAUGGACGUCCGACUCUUGCGCAUAUUGUCAGAAGAAACCAUUUGGGGACCCCUUAUUCCCUCAGAUUCCAGUCGCAUCGCUCACAGUUUGCGCGUCCCCUGCAUGCGCGUGCCACGGAGUUUUUACAAAAUCAAGACCCAGAUCUAUCUGAUUCCCAACGCACUGUACGAGAGGCCGUCGGCAAGAUCUGUUCGGAUUUCCCCGAUGAGUACUGGGCCCGAGUAGACGAGUCAAAGGAAUUUCCAACAGAGCUUUAUGACGCGUUAGCACGCCAGGGCUGGUUGGGAAUCUGUUUGCCGCAGCGUUAUGGGGGUUCCGAGCUGGGCAUUUCCGAGGCAGCAGUGAUGAUGCAGACGAUUUCAGAAUCUGGCGCUGGCAUGACUGGUGCUUCGUCCAUACAUAUGAAUAUCUUUGGCCUAGAGCCGGUUGCAAAAUUCGGGACAGAAGAGCAGAAGGAAAGGUGGCUACGACCCUUGAUUGCCGGUCGCGAGCGAGCCUGUUUUGGAGUCACAGAGCCAAACACCGGUCUUGACACACUGAAGCUACAAUCCACAGCUCGUCGAUAUGGCGACGGAUACAUACUCUCAGGGCAAAAGAUCUGGAUUUCGACGGCGCAACAGGCAAACAAGAUCCUAAUUCUGGUUCGCACAACACCCCGCGAUCAGGUACGCAAGCCGUCGCAGGGAUUAUCCCUAUUUUACACCGAUCUUCAAGUUCCUGAAGUCGAAAUCACGGAAAUACCUAAGAUGGGCCGUGCCGCUGUCGACACCAAUACUCUCUUCUUUGAUGAGUGGCAUGUACCGGAAGUCGAUCGUGUAGGACCAGAGGAUGAAGGCUUCAAAAUGAUUAUCCAUGGAAUGAACGCUGAGAGGAUCUUGAUUGGCGCCGAAGCACUCGGCUUGGGCUUUGCAGCUAUACGCCGAGCGGCAUUAUACGCUGAGGCUGCCCGUAUGAUGAUUUACCAAGCGGCUCGCUUGUACGAUGAAGGCUACCAGGGUGGGGAGUAUGCGAAUGCUGGAAAGUACCUCGCUGCCGAAGCUGCAUUUGAAGCCUGCGAGAGAGCGAUACUUGCUCAUGGGGGCAUGGGGUAUGCGAAAGAGUAUCAUGUAGAGAGGUAUCUUCGAGAGGUCUUCAUUCCUCGUAUCGCCCCUGGCCCUUUCUGUACUCAAAUACUUGCUGAUUACGGGGCCGACGUGUUGAAGGUUGAAAAUCCAAAGGGAGGGGAUGAUACGCGAAGGUGGAAAACUGCCGCAGAAAAAGACAUUUGGAAAUCAACCGAGAAUGAUAUUUCAGCUUACUUUUGCGGCGUGAACCGCAACAAACGUUCGAUCACGCUGAACUUCAAGGAAGACAAGGGCCGCGAAGUUUUGUUCAGACUUGUAAAGAAUGCGGAUGUUUUAGUCGACAAUUUCGUGCCAGGAAAAAUGGACGAACUGGGAAUUGGAUACGAAAAACUUCACUCGAUCAACCCCUCAAUUAUCCAUGCUAGUGUCUCCGGUUUGUUACGGAGCAAGCGGCCCGUACGCCCAUCGCGCGGGUACGAUGCGAUAGCUGCAGCAGAGGCGGGUUUGCUACACAUCACUGGUGAAAAGGACGGUCCUCCGACUCGGCCAGGCUUGGGUCUUACAGACAUGAGCACCGGACUAUAUCUCCACGGUGCGAUCCUGGCUGCGUUGUUUGCUCGCCAGAAAAGCGGCAAAGGGCAAAAGAUCGAUGCGUCUCUAUUUGAAAGUCAAUGGAAGCUCAGCGCUGGGGCACAGAGCACCCUGAGCAUAGUUCCAUACCAGGCCUUCCAAACCAAGGAUUCGUACAUCGUCCUCGGUGCUACGAAUGAUCGCCAAUAUCAGGUCCUUUGUCGACUGAUGAAGCGACGGGAUCUAGCAGAAGACCCUCUUUUCGCCAGCAACGACGCGCGAGUAAAAAAUCGGGAUAGGCUGAUGAAGAUCUUGAAAGCCAUAGUUAGGGAAAACUCAACAGAUGAGUGGCUUCAAAUCCUCGAGGGCAGCGGAAUGCCAUACGGGCCAAUAAACACCGUGGAGAAGGUGUUCUCACACCCCCAGACAGACGCUAGAGAAAUGGUUCACAAUAUACCCUACAGUGCAGCAUCCUCGGGGCAGAUUAAAGUUCUUGGUUCGUUUUGCUCCUCAUUUCUGUGA